UAAACAACUGGUGCUAAAUAACUGACCCUAGUAGCCACUGCUGGCCCAUACCAAAAGCCACAUAUCUCCACACCACCUAAACCCCUUCAUCCUUACGCCGCGCCAUUUCAUCCCGUACGCACAACCCUCGCACUAUUCUCCUGCAGGUACAGUAGCGAUUACUCCCGCAGCCAUUACGAUCCAUGGCCACUGUGUAACGGGGGCUUUGCGGUACUCACACCAUUGCUCUAGCCGCGACUCUGGCUCGGCAUACCUGUUAAAUGGUACGGGGCGGAAAGCCAAAAUAGCAUGACAGAGUCUACACACCGGGAUGUCGCUACCAACUCAAUCACUUCAGGAGGAGGAGGCUCGACGGGUUUCCUCUCCAAGAUCACGAGAUCGCCCUCCCGCAGGCACAAGCCGCUAGGAUCUAACGGCUCACGCGGCUCCAUCGAUGCGACUCUUUCACCACCACGUCCUACCCCUCGACCAGGAUACCCUCGAACGACGACUGCACCGGCAGCCAUCAAGGCUGACUUGAUUUCACGCGCCAGCAGCGAUGUGAGCAGUCUUACACUAACAGACAACAUGGCUCUUCCACUGCCCGUACCCCUCCUCACGAAUGGCUCCAGCAGUUCACGAGCGCCGCUCUACAGGAUUCCGAGCAAUACUACACAUGAUGGGGGUGGUCCCGUCAAAACGGAGUUGGAUGUUGCGUCUGCACUUGCCAUCAAUGGAAUGCUCUCAGCCAAUGUGGUUUCGGGCGGCACCAAUGCAACUACACUUUAUACUCACAUACAAGAGUUGGCAAACAAGAGGAUCGCUACGUUGGACUUUUUGCGCAAAACGCAUGAGGGACGGUCGUUCUGGUUCAAUACAGUGCAGUUCAGUGAAGCCGACAUCGCCAAAUUACCUUCUUAUACCCCCAAUCGACUAUCACGGCGGGCCGUGAACUACAUGUUAUUGGGCAUGUCCAUACCACCCAUUCUAGACCUUCACCCACAGCCUCAUCCUCAAAGCACUGCGACCAUCAGCGCAUCAAUUGCGCAAGACUACCUGAAAAAUCUGAACAUGCUCCUUACCGAGUUCGAGUCUUUCCAACAAUUACAUCCUCCGGACGGGAGCUCAGCAGGCUCCUUGAGUCGAGCAAGGAUCCCGCAGAUGUUCAAAAGAGCGACGGCAACCUCGAGACCGAGGAAGUCAAGUGGUCCUGUCACAGAUAUUGGUCUGCCCAUGCUUCCGCACACUUCGUCACCACCAAAUGAUCACGGCCCACAACCAUCAUUCGAAACGACCACCAGCGGAGCAUCUUUUGCUUCCUCUGCGAGCACCAUGACAACGGCAUCCCCUUCGGUGUCUUUUUCGACGGCCAGCUUUCCAACCACAUCAACGUUCCCUGCUCCUGGGCCAGUGGACGCGCCGAAUGCAACACUCUUACCGAACGAAGGUCCUUAUACCCAUCUUCAGACGCCGCCUUUACCUUUCAACCCUGACUUUUUCACCGUCUUCGCCACCCUGUGCGAUAUUUUGAUAGACACGUACCAGAGAUUAUUGCAAAUCUUGACGACCCCGUCAACAUGUACGCCUCUGGUAAGCGAUCUUUUCACGAAAGUUGACGGACGAAUACGGAAAGUGAUGAUAUCCGUCAUUGUAAGAGAAUUUGAGACUGCUUCGAGAGAAUCCGCGAAGAGAGAAUUGAUGGGAGUGCAGAAGGUGGUACUCGGCGGAUUGAUGGCUUGAAGCAGAUAUGAUAUGUUUUCUUAUUGUACAACCAUUUCUGGAUAAAUUAGUAAGGCGUUGGGAAGAACCCCCGGGCAGAAACGGUCCAUGUAAGGAUGGACAGACAACAAUGGAAUUGUUUGCGAGCUUGUACAACAUGACCAAUGGGGCAUAUGUCGACAAAGCUAUGAUAUAACAGACGAGCAUUGUUGUUUUGCGUCGAUUCCAAACUGGGCGACAUGCUCCUCUGCUCCCAUGCAUCAUUUCUUGACCGGUGAUUGCACCUGUAGUGACGACCUAUCGUGGGCUGCUUGGGACUUACUCAGGCUCAAGCGUUCUUACAGGUAUCGUGUAAUGCCAGAUGCUAAAACAUAGCAGGCAGUCCAUAUGUGGCUGUUGCAGAGAGAUUCUUU
Exophiala viscosa is the source of this 2111-nucleotide messenger RNA. RefSeq lists its product as uncharacterized. The transcript has a single exon. Lineage: Eukaryota; Fungi; Ascomycota; Eurotiomycetes; Chaetothyriales; Herpotrichiellaceae. The record is from RefSeq and is a predicted model, not a curated record. The coding region runs from base 289 to 1719 and encodes 476 amino acids.